This is a messenger RNA of Tilletiopsis washingtonensis, 2394 nucleotides long. RefSeq names its product PLP-dependent transferase. Bases 1 to 2394 code for a protein of 797 amino acids. Gene Ontology annotation, molecular function: pyridoxal phosphate binding; serine C-palmitoyltransferase activity. Gene Ontology annotation, biological process: sphingosine biosynthetic process; ceramide biosynthetic process. The transcript has 2 exons. The record is from RefSeq and is a predicted model, not a curated record. Gene Ontology annotation, cellular component: serine palmitoyltransferase complex. Lineage: Eukaryota; Fungi; Basidiomycota; Exobasidiomycetes; Entylomatales.
AUGCCCACGUGGGGUCGCCGCUCCGGCAAGGCCGGCUCGGCCGGCUCGUCGGCGGGCGCCGCAGGCAGCGCACCUGCCUCGGCCUCGCCGUCGCCCUCUGGCUCGCCGGCCAAGCGCUUCAGCCUCGUCUCGAGCUCGCCGCGCGCGACUCAGCAGGCAAGCGUGGCGAGCGCGCCGCGCAACCCCGCCACGCCCACCAAGGCCAUCCCCACGGUCAGCGUCUCGCCGCCCGAGGUUGCUGAGCCGGCGCCGCGCUCGGCCAAGUCGCCGUCGUCGCACUCUGUCUCGCUGCCGGGCUCGGACGGCAGCUACAGUCCCGAGGCGGGCUCCAGCCCUGACGAGGAGCACGGCAGCGUGCCGCCGAGCCUCACCACUGGCAGCACCAGCACGAGUGUCGACAGCCUGGACGGCCCCUCGCCGUUCGACCUGCCGUCGCCGGCCCGGUCAGCGCUGGCUGCUGUGGCUGGCACGGCUGCCAUCGACGACGGCACGGUGGUGAAGAGCCGGACACCCACCAGUGCCGUGGUGGUCGCUGCAGGCGAGACGACCGUCGUGCCGCCGACGUCGCACGAGAGCAGCUCGGACGGCAGUGCGCUGCUGCACUCCGAGUUCGGCUUCUGCUCGAAUCCCAACUACCGGCACGUCUCGACACACCGCGCCGGCAGCUCGCUGCCCUCGCCCAUCGAGGAGGAGCCGUCGUACUACGUCGUGCUCACGACGUACAUCUCGUACCUGUCCCUGAUUGUCAUUGGCCACAUUCGCGACUUUCUCGGCAAGCGCUUCCACCCCGCCGCGUACCGGCAUCUCGUCGAGAGCAACGGCUACGCAGCCCUGAACUCUGACUUUGACAGCUUCUACACGCGGCGACUCAAGACGCGUCUCGACGACUGCUUCUCGCGGCCCGUCACGGGCGUGUGCGGCCGCACCGUGCUGACGCUGAACCGCUCGUCCGACGACUACUACAAGUCCUUCCGCCUGACGGGCGAGAAGACGCGCGCGCUCAACAUCUCGGCGUACAACUACCUUGGCUUUGCCCAGUCGCACGGCGGCUGCGCCGAUGCCGUUGAGGAGAGCCUGCGCCGCUACGGCGUCAGCUCGUUCGGCUCGCGUCUGGGCGCCGGCUCGCUCGACCUGCACGCGCAGGCCGAGCGCCUCGUGGCCCGCUUCGUGGGCCAGCCCGAGGCGUGCAUCAUCUCUAUGGGCUUUGCGACGAACUCGACGACGAUCCCGGCCAUCGCUGGCGCUGGCACGCUGAUCAUCUCCGACGAGUACAACCACUCAUCGCUGCGCUUCGGUGCGCGUCUGUCGGGCGCGAGCAUCCGGCAGUUCAAGCACAACGACAUGAAGGAGCUCGAAAGCCUGCUGCGCGAGUGCAUCUCGCAGGGCAUGCCGCGCACGCACCGGCCAUGGAAGAAGAUCCUGCUCAUUGUCGAGGGCCUGUACUCGAUGGAGGGCACUGUUGUCAAUCUCCCCGUCGUCAUGCAGCUCAAGGAGAAGUACAAGUUCUACCUGUACGUCGACGAGGCGCACUCCAUUGGCGCCCUCGGCCCCAACGGCCGCGGCGUCUGCGACUACUUUGGCAUCGACCCGCGGCGUGUGGACAUUCUCAUGGGCACGUUCACCAAGUCGUUUGGCGCUGCCGGCGGCUACAUUGCCGGCAGCAAGGAGAUUAUCGACCGGGUGCGCCUCGCCAACCACGCCAACGUGUACGGCGAGACGCUUGCGCCGCCGGUGCUGACGCAGAUCAUUGCGAGCAUGGCGAGCAUCAUGGGCGUCAGCCUCGAUGCCAACUCGCAGCAGCUGCUGCCGAAGUGGGUCGACCUGCCGCCGCGCCUGCUGGACGGCAGCGAGGGCCGCGAGCGCCUGCGCCGGCUAGCGUUCAACGCGCGCUACCUCUCGAGCGGCCUGCGCAAGCUCGGCUUCAUCGUCUAUGGCCACCGCGACAGCCCCAUUGUGCCGCUGCUCAUCUUCCACCCGGCCAAGAUGCCGAUGUUCUCGCGCCUCAUGCUCGACCGGCAGCGCAGCCUGCCGCCGCACCGGCGCGUGUGCCGCGAGGACGGGCCCGAGUUCGAGGAGCAGAACGCCAAGCAGCUCGCCAUCCUCAGCGACCCGGCCAGCGCCGCGGGCGAGGCCGACGAGCCGGCGCGCCCGCCGAUUGUCGUCGUCGUCGUGGGCUACCCGGCGACGCCGCUCAUCUCGUCGCGCGUGCGCUUCUGCGUCAGCGCGAGCCACACGAAGAAGGACAUGGACGACGUGCUGCGCGCCUGCGACGAGGUCGGCGGCCUGCUGGCGAUGAAGUAUGGCAGCGGCGGGCCCGGCGGCGUGUGGCCGAUCGACAAGGUCAUCGAGCGGGCACUCGACCUUGUGCAGUGGAACGGCGAGGACGCCAUCUAG